Mugil cephalus (flathead mullet) is the source of this 2632-nucleotide messenger RNA. Its product is annotated as mycbp associated protein. Lineage: Eukaryota; Metazoa; Chordata; Actinopteri; Mugiliformes; Mugilidae. Bases 312 to 2579 code for a protein of 755 amino acids. The transcript is spliced from 18 exons. The record is from RefSeq and is a predicted model, not a curated record.
UUUUGUCGUAUAGUAUAGUAUAUGAUGAUUUUUUAUUAUUUCCAUUACAGAAUAUAUUGUAGUUAUUUUAAAUAGCCUAUAUAAGUCAUUAAUUCUGACUAAGGAAGAAAGAAAGAAACUUUUGUUGUGUCCGUUGCCAUGGUUACGAUUGGAGAAGCCGCUCCAGCUGAAGUACAGGGCUAGCUUGGCUUGGUUAACGAUGCUAGCGGUUGUCCGGUACUAUUUUUGACAGUAUUUAGAAGAAACGAACCGUGUCGAGUGACCGAAGAAACGGUUACGGCGCUAUUCAGGACCACCAAAAACCAGUGCUCAUGGACUGUAUGAGUAAGACUUCACCAGCUGACUCCCACUUUCUGGACUACACAGGUCCAGAGGGGUUUCGAUUUGAUGACCAAGGGAUGAUUCUUCCACACAGCAUCUUAGGUAGCCCAGAAGAUUUCAAAAGGUAUCUGGAAGCCAAAGGGGAGACAGAGUUGGUACAGAGAAUCCAGACGGCAUCGAGGGAUCCCCCAUGUGAGGCUACGGGAAGACAUCACCAUGAAGCUGUGGAGAAGGAUGGUUCAGGCCGCAGCAGCAUCCAGAGUCAUGCCCUUCAGCACUGGGAUAAACAUAUGAGACAUCGUAAACAACAACAGAACUUCUUAUCUGGGACUCUCAAAAGGCCAGUCGAAAACUUGCUGAUGAACCAAUCUAACCAUUUCAGAGAAACUCAGGAGCAGAGGGAGUUUCUAAACCAAGUCAUGCCACUCGUUAACUCUGGAUACGGUUAUCGCGUGGGCAGUGAGUUUUGGAGUCUCCCGCAGCGUUAUGGAGAUGAAAUGAGUGGUAUAACAGCCACUCUGAGUCAGACUGAGCAGGGCAGACGGGGACCUGUAACACAUGUAGGACAACCGAAUAGCAUACGCCAAGAAUCCGGAAUCACUUGUGCUGAGACUCUGCGCCCAGCUUCUCGGAUUUGGAACCAGAGCGCUUAUCUACAGCAACAGUUGCAGAUGCUUGGAGAGGUUUUACAAGACAUGGACACAAAAAAGCCAGACAUCAGUGGGCUGGAGGUGAUUGGCUCGGGGAAGGCGUUCACGUUUGUCACAAUGUGUCGUAGUCCCUCGUUAGAGAUAGAAGAAGAGGAAAAGGAGCGCAAGGAGAUGAAAAUGGAAAACAUUGUGCCCUGCAGUGACCCACUGGGACAGUAUGAGGAUGCUCAGUCAGAUGUUCUGCACGUUCCUGCUUUGAGGUUCUGCGGUCAGCUUGCUAGAUGGACUGGAAACUCCAACACUAACGAGGGAGAAGUAGGAAUUAGUGCCACAAUAGUCUUUGAGGCCCCGACUGGAGGAAUAGCCUCUUCCCACCUGGAGCUGGGCAAUGAGGGCAGUACAGCCAUCUUCUACAGCUGGCAGCAGCUUCCCGUGCCACACAGCUUCCCCAGCCUGCGUUCACAAACAAAGACUCCACACUUCUACUUCAGUUCUUCCUCUGGCGUCAUCCGUCCAGGCGACACCCAGCGGGUGGAGUUUAUAUUUAAGUCAGAGGAGCCAGGUAUAACAACUGAACACUGGCAGCUGAACACCCAUCCUGUUAUGUUGCAAGGAGCGUUAAUGCAGGUCAGACUGAGAGGACUGGCUCUGUACCAGGACAAAACUGCAGACCAGAGGGAUUUCAUAGAGACAAAGCUAGAAAAGAAAGUGUUGGUUAAAGAGUGUCGAUCGAUGGUGUAUGAGUUGCUCUGGGGGUUGCACACCCCAGAAAGACCCAGCUCUCCUGCAGAUCUCUACGUGACUGCAGACCAACAGUUUCUGAGCGAAAACCCCAAGUUGCAGUACAUUGAUCAGUCGGUGGAGGACUUAAAGAGGCUGUGGCAGGAAGCGAAUCAUGAACACACCUGGGACCUCUCUGUUGAUACACUCAGACAGGCUGUGCUGUCUCUGCCUGAUGAAGACUCAGCUCAGGACUCCCUCGGCAGAGAAGGGGGCCUGACUCAACUCAACGCUGUGUUUCUACAACUCUGUGAACCUUCUGAAGUGAAACAUCACCCCUUAACCGCUGCUACCAUAGGGCAGCAGCUGUGGAGGAAACUGCUGGACUCGAUGGCCGCUGAGGCCGUGUUCCUCAGAAACCUGCUUGGCCUCCCAGAGAGAGCAAUGUGGAUCGAGCAAAAAGACGAACCGACAGUCUGCGACGCUGAUUUGGCUGAUGAUAUAAAGACAGAUGAGAAGAGUGAGAAAAAGGCAGGCACGGCUGCCAAAGUGGAGAGGAGUGGUUCGAGAUCAAGAGUAAAAGACGACAACAAAGAGGAGUCCAAGUCACCAGCAAAUGAAAAAUCAGUAGAGGAGACCAAAAAAAGGGGGAAAAGAAGGGAUGAAGUACUGAAGCAAUCAAAGGAAAAACAAGGAAAGGAGUCUCUCUCAGUGAUUGAUAACCAUCCAGAGAUCAUCAGCCAACAGUCUAUGGAUGACCCAAAUCUAGAGCUAGAGAUAAUUUGUGGAAGGCUCCUGCACAGAAAGGUUUAUGCUCUGAUGGAGGACCUAGUGGAUGACCUCUGUCACCUGAUGGACGAGCUUAAUGAACGUGAUUCCAAGUAUUAACUCUGGAGGCUAUGGAAUAUAUAGCCUAAUAAAACUUUCUCAUGAAGACCUUA